This is a messenger RNA of Plasmodium yoelii, 537 nucleotides long. RefSeq names its product lsm12, putative. The record is from RefSeq and is a predicted model, not a curated record. NCBI's taxonomy places the organism in Eukaryota, Apicomplexa, Aconoidasida, Haemosporida, Plasmodiidae. The transcript has 3 exons. Bases 1 to 537 code for a protein of 178 amino acids.
AUGGUUAAAAACAACAUUGAUCCAUCGUUAUAUUUUGGUCAUAUAAUAGCUACAAAAACAACCAGUGGGGAUAUAUUUGAAGGAGAAUUAUAUUGCUAUGAUACCUGUUUAAAUUUUAUUAUAUUAAAAGAUGAUAAUAAAAAUGGUACAGCAAAUUUCUACAUAAUUAGGAUGCAUACUAUUGUAGAUAUAGAAACAAAGCAAAAAUUAAAAACCUUAUAUGAAGUAUUACCAAAAAUUGAUAAAGCUAUUGUUGAAAAAAUUGAAAGAAAAUCAAUAGAAAAUUUUGAAAAAAAAAAAUCAAGGAUUGGUAUUAGGGUUACACAUGAAGCUCAGGAGCUGUUUGAUUUUAUAUGGAAAACCCAUCCAGAUUGCACAUGGAAUAACAGAGAUAUUCUUGUCUUAAAUGGGGAGGUUAGAAUUAAACAUCCUUAUGGCCCUGAUAAUUGCACAGCUAAAAAUGAAAAAUUAAGAGAGCGUUUCAUUACAGUGAUAUCAAGAUUUCGCCAAAAGAAAGCUAUGGCUAAUAAAAAAUGA